Sporothrix brasiliensis 5110 is the source of this 1131-nucleotide messenger RNA. RefSeq lists its product as uncharacterized. Gene Ontology annotation, biological process: magnesium ion transport. Bases 1 to 1131 code for a protein of 376 amino acids. The transcript is spliced from 4 exons. NCBI's taxonomy places the organism in Eukaryota, Fungi, Ascomycota, Sordariomycetes, Ophiostomatales, Ophiostomataceae. Gene Ontology annotation, cellular component: membrane. The record is from RefSeq and is a predicted model, not a curated record. Gene Ontology annotation, molecular function: magnesium ion transmembrane transporter activity.
AUGUUGGAAGACAAGUACAUCGGCCUGGCUUUGGCCAUGGCAUCCAGUCUAGCCAUCGCUCCAGUGGUCAUUGGUGAGAUCUGCAACUUUGCCGCCUAUGCCUUUGCUCCCGCCAUUCUCGUCACGCCCCUCGGCGCUCUCAGUGUCAUUGUCGGCGCCGUCUUGAGCUCGUAUUUCCUCGACGAGAUUCUCGGCACGUUGGGCAAGCUCGGCAGUGCCAUCUGCCUGAUCGGCGCCGUCAUCAUUGUGCUGCACGCACCGCCAGACGAGGACAUUUCCACCAUUGACGAGAUUCUGCACGACGCCAUCCAGCCCGGCUUCCUUAUCUACUCCUUCACCGUCACCGUCUAUUCCGUCAUUGCCAUUUACAAGCUCGCCCCCGUCUACGGCAAGCGGAACCCUCUAAUUUACCUGAGCAUCUGCUCGCUCGUCGGCUCCAUCUCUGUCAUGGCCAUCAAGGCCUUUGGCAUUGCCCUGAAGCUCACCUUCUCCGGAAACAACCAAUUCACCCACCCGUCCACCUAUGUCUUUAUGAUUAUCACCGCUGUGUGCAUCUUGACGCAGAUGAACUACUUCAACAAGGCCCUCAGCCAGUUCCCCACCAAUAUUGUCAACCCCCUCUACUACGUCACUUUCUCAACUGCCACACUCUGCGCGUCCUUUAUCCUCUUCAGCGGCUUCAACACCACCGAUACGAUUAACACUCUGUCCCUCAUCUCCGGCUUCCUCGUCACAUUUGCCGGUGUCUACCUGCUCAACCUGUCGCGCACCGACCCCAACGGCACCCGCCUUGCCGGUCGCAACGGCUCGGACGUCAUGGGCACCGACAUGGUCUCCUCCCUCCAGACCCGCAUCAGCAUGGAGACCCGCCGCAGCUUCGGCCCCGGCCAUCGCCACAGCAUCAGCGGCAGCAGCAACGCCGCCGACCGCCAGGGCUUAAUACGCGCCUACGACGACGAAGAGGCCGGAUUCGGCCUGGCCGACCUCGCCGAGGACACGGAUGAGGACAACCCGCUGCCCAUGUCGCCGAAUGCCCCCAACGGCGGCGCCAGCAACGGGCACGCGUCCAAGACCAACAAAAAGACAGCCGGCGUACGAAGCGUAUCCGAUCAGUCCAAGCCGGGUCGGUGA